AUGAGCUCAACUUCUCCAUCUCCAACCCCCCAGUCGAUACCUGAUUCAGAUUCCGUUUUGGGCGACGACGAAAUCGCCUACUUCGAAGACCUGGUGUCUGAACACUCAGACCACGACUCAAACCCCUCCGAUCGACUUGGCCCACGCUCUCCCUCCUACGAUUCAGAAGCCGACGCCCUGCAAGACUGGGACCCGGAAGAUUUAUCAGGCUCUUCACCAGUUGCCUCAACACCUACCGACCCAGACUCACCAUCGGUGCGCGACUCUUCGGCUGAUCCAUUAUUCGGAAAUCCCGACCUAUUUUCUCGUCCCGACUCAUAUCCCCUUUCUCCUGAUUUGGAAGGCGAACUGGAGCUUGCUAUCCUUGCUGAAAUGGACAACCAACUGCCACCUCUCGUAGGACAUCGAGCGCAACCAGCAGGUAACCACGAGGGCAACACGACAGCAUCGAGACAGAAUGCCGGGGAGAAUCCUCAGGGGCCUGAUGUACUGGUCGAUCUAGAGCUCUACUUUCGGCAAGACAGAGCUCGACGCAGAGCGCAGAAUCAACAAAACUCCGCCGACGUUAUCGAUUUGACAAAUGAGCCCGACAGCCCAGUCCAGUCGCAUGCCCCUCGCCCAAGUGUAAACCCUCGACGCCAGAACUCUCAGGGGCGCAAUCCUCCGUCUUUCUCACGUAGCGACAGCAGUAUCCUGGCCGGCAACGCACCGGUUAUUGACCUCACCGAUGACUCGCCAGAGAUACCGCGCCGACGCAGGCCUAACAUGUAUCCGCCUCCUCCGCCUCCCCUUCGAAACCGCGAUCGAAGGGAUCCAGGUGGAUUUAUGCUGCAUAAUACCGCAAGUGCAUUUAGUGGGUUGGCUGCAGGGCUGAGGCGGCAUCUGUAUCCCUUCCGUCUGUUUCCCGCUCCUGAGGAGGACGUUCAGCUGCUCGGCAUCUUGCACAACCGGAUCAGUCCUGGGGACUUGAACAACCCCCUCGGUAAUAUUCAGCUCCAGUACGAGCACGGCGCCUUUGACCGCGCGGAAUCUCCGAAACCAGUCCACCAAGCUCCUCCCCCUGCCAAGCCGGGUUUUACCAGAGACACAGGCGCCGAUCUCGUGGUGAUUUGUCCAGCAUGUAAUGAAGAGCUCGCUUAUGACCCCGACGCUCCAGCAGGCGAAAGUCAGCCUACACGCAGGGGCAAGCGUCAUCGCAGUGAGAACCAUUUCUGGGCACUCAAGUCGUGUGGACACGUCUACUGUGAUGAUUGCUUUGAGAACCGCAAACCAGUCGCCAAGCGUCAGAACACAGGAUUGCCACGUGACCCAGAGGGCAAGAUCAUAUGUGCGGUGGACGGCUGUGGCACGCAAGCCACCAACAAGACGGCCUGGGUUGGUAUCUACCUUUAA
Colletotrichum truncatum is the source of this 1392-nucleotide messenger RNA. RefSeq names its product cell cycle control protein. Gene Ontology annotation, cellular component: SUMO-targeted ubiquitin ligase complex. Gene Ontology annotation, molecular function: ubiquitin-protein transferase activity. Lineage: Eukaryota; Fungi; Ascomycota; Sordariomycetes; Glomerellales; Glomerellaceae. The record is from RefSeq and is a predicted model, not a curated record.